This is a messenger RNA of Acanthaster planci (crown-of-thorns starfish), 3654 nucleotides long. RefSeq names its product protein arginine N-methyltransferase 6-like. The record is from RefSeq and is a predicted model, not a curated record. Gene Ontology annotation, molecular function: histone methyltransferase activity; protein-arginine N-methyltransferase activity. Gene Ontology annotation, biological process: chromatin remodeling; peptidyl-arginine methylation, to asymmetrical-dimethyl arginine. NCBI's taxonomy places the organism in Eukaryota, Metazoa, Echinodermata, Asteroidea, Valvatida, Acanthasteridae.
GGCACGCGAUCGCCACGGCGGCGAGUUCGAUCAGAUGUAAAGCACAGGCAUGAUAUGAUACCUGGGGCAUGCAUGUAGGGAGCAAAGGUCUCAGAUCGAACUUUACCCUUUGUUGGUUCUGCAGGGGCCUGCCGAAUUCAUUCCCAAAUCAGCAAGGUCUUUCGUCAAGUGUUGUCGGAUCCCAGCAUAACCGGCAACUACUACUGAAGGAAAACAAAAAUGGAAUCCUCUAGCAACGCUGUGGAACUGCACCAGGAUGUGGCUGGUUCAGGCAAAACAAAUGAAAUUAAGGGCUCGGAUAAAGUCUUCUUCUCGUCUUACGCUCAUGUCAACAUUCACGAAAACAUGGUACGAGAUGAGGCGAGGACCCAAGGCUACAGGCAAGCUAUCAUGCAGUGUAGCGACCUGAUCAAAGGAAAAGUGGUCGUGGAUAUCGGAUGUGGAACAGGAAUAUUAAGCUGCUUCUGUGCAAAAGCCGGUGCCAGAAAAGUGUACGGCAUCGACGCCAGCUCUAUUAUUGAGCAGGCAAAGCAAGUAGUUCGGGAGAAUAACCUGGAGAGCGUAGUCGAGUUGAUCAACGGCAAGGCCGAGGUGGUAGAUUUGCCUGAGAAAGCUGAUAUUCUCGUCAGUGAAUGGAUGGGCAAUUUUUUGUUCUUUGAGGGUAUGCUGAACUCUGUUGUAGUGGCAAGAGACCGAUUUCUGAAGAAGGGUGGAUUAAUUCUUCCCGGCAAAUGUACUCUCUUUGUUUCGCCUGUGGAUUGCCGUAAGCUCUACGAAAGAAGGAUUGACUUUUGGUCAAGCACGAAGAAGACUUACGACCUGAGUAUGGAAUGCAUGAUUCCCUUCGCUAAGAAAUGUCUUCUUGGCUCUGUGCGCAGAGAGGACAUUCCAAGUGAAAGUGUCAUCGGCCCUGCUCAGCCACUCUACGACCUUGACGUAAACACUGUGACCCUCAAGGGUCUGGACCUUGUCAAGGGGGACUUUCAGGUGACAUGCGACAGGUCCACUAGCCUCACUGGCUUUGCCACCUGGUUCGAUGCUUACUUCGAGGCCCCUGGCAAGGACACCAAGGUUUUGUCGACGUCCCCGUUCUCUACCCGAACUCACUGGAACCAGGCUGUUCUUUACCGUGACGAAGGCAUUCCUGUUAAGAAAGGUGACGUCAUCCAAGGGAGCAUGACUCUCACUCCAGCGGACCUGAAUGAGAGGCACUUGGAUAUCAAACUGAGCUACCAGAUUGGAGAUGGCCAACGGGAAGAGAAGAUGUACAACACCUGGCAGACACCGGGGCCCGUCGAGAUGUAUUAGGCCACACCAGGUUGUACUUUCCCAUCGAGUAGAGUUGGACAGAUCUGAAACUUUAUGCUUGUAUUGUUUUAUGGCAAAAUAGGGUACUCGAGGCUCACCGGUGGUAUUUAUCGAUCAGUCCGGGCAAUGCCAAGCAUAAGACUUGAGAAUGUUGUGAGCUUUCAUUUAAACUCAACAUUAUUCUACGAUAGAGGGAGCUUUCCACAGUCCACGUGCGUUUAUCAUCGGUCUGGGCAAGUCCGAGCGACGACUAUGAAUUACGACUAGAAAUUGAUUGUCAUUUAUUUUAGACGUAAGUCUUGUGGCAAGGAGGAUCAGUGGUUAUCAAUAUUUGUCUUUUCGUAAUUAAGUGCCUACGGAACAAUUAACAUAGAAUAUUGUUCUGUUUAGGCGGUAGAGACCAUGAAAGCAACGAGAGAUGCACCCAACUACAAAAUGUGAGAGAUUUCGGAAUAUCGUUUGACUCACAGCGGUUCAGAUGGCACUGUAUCGCUCAUUUGUGCUGGUCGAAAGCAGUCGACCAUUGCAGUGGUCGAACUACUGAUCUUUCUUUUAUAUUAUUAAGAGUGACCACCGAAGUAAAAUUUAAAAUAAGAAUAAUGAUUGGCGGCAGUUUGGGGUUUAAAAUACACAUUUACUCUGUCCGUGUUCCAAGGAGAGGGCGGUUUCAUUCGUGUUUCAGUUUUUGAGACGCUUUGUGAAUUCUUCUUGUAUUUCUGCAUUCCGUCAGUCACAUCAUUGGCUAAACACUAUUUGGCAAAAGCUGCAACUGCGCCGUUGCAAGAGAAAGGUCUUGGAUGUAGUUCGUACACGCUCAGUCGUAUUGUGCAGACGCCUUGCAUGAAAGAUGACUUUGCUGCCCUCUGUGGGUCAUCUCACGUUGUUUAAAGCAUCUGUUUAAAGUGAUUUUUCUAUUUCCCCCAUUUGAAAUUUCCGUUUAUCCAGAAAUGAUGUUGCGCAACGUUUUGAAUUGAUUUGGUAAUUUUAACUAAUUGAGUAUUCUUUAUUCUUUUUAGGUAUUCCGUUUAGACAAGGUUUCAUUUGUUAGAUAAUUUCUAAGCUGAGUUUCAAAUAACAAAUGGAAGUUUUAGUAUUGUGAUAAAUUUGAUUGUAAAAAAAUACCCAAAAUGAUACCUUUUUAAUGAGAUAUUCCGAUAGGGUCGUGAACAAACUUGUCGUCCUUGAACCUCAAACAAACCUAACUCGACCAAACUUCGAAGUUUUAACUGGAGAAUAACUAUCAAGCUAUCCAACACGCAAUGUAAAAUAAUUUUGCUAUAAAAUGUUUCCCUCGAAUCUCGAAUGUCUCCCUGUCAAUGUUUGCUAUUUUACCGCAGUGUGUCUCUUAAAUCACAGCUGGGACAAUGUAUCUAAAACUGUUUACACACUUAGCCCGACAGGACUUCUACAACUGAGAGCCGUAUCGGUUCCGUGCGUAGUGUUCGGCAGUGAUGGUGGUAGCGUGCAUGACAAUGUCACACAAAUACUCCUCCAAUCGUUUCAGGUUUAUAUUUAUAAUGCUUUGGCGUUCUGGCAUUGUUUAUCAUCAAACGUAGAUUGUCAUUUCAUUUCAAGCUAUAUCGUUGCUGAAUCCAAUGCGAAUAAUGUAUUGAUUUAUGACAACCUCAAUGUAACACAUUGGAGACAUGGAUCCCUAUGUUUUAUUUUGUACUUUGAGCAUCCAUAUUCCGCACUGCCCGCGAUACACACGACAAUUCGAUAGCCGUUCCGUCACAUUACAGACCGGUGAUGAAGACAGGACUCUUAAGCGCCCACUAUAACACAUACUCACUGCAAAACUGAUAUUAGAAUCAAAGCUUUACUCCCUGAGGAGUGAGUUGUCCAAAUUCUUGAAGCCUACCCCAAUAAAGUACCGGUGUUAUGUGGCAAACAAGUGUUCAAAAAUGGGAUCUACCUCCGUAGAGAAUACAAAUGAAUGACGAUUUUUCUUGUUAAUUAAACUUUAAUAAACCAUUGACAGUUGAUCUUUAGGAAGGUAUAUAAAUGAUGAAUGUCUGCUUAAGAGGAUUGUUCAAUCUAAUUUUAUCAAGCAAGCCCUUAAAAGCUGCUCUUGAUAAAUGCAUGCACACAGUAAGGACAUGAAUUGAUAAUAGGCCUACACAUGUAUUUCACUAAUUAUGCCAUGAGAUUCUAGAUCAUUGCAUCAAGGUGAACAAUCGUAACAUAAUAUUUUGGAAUGUAGCAUAAAUAACUAAAUAAUGACUAUUGAAAAUUGAAAAUAAAGAAAGAUAACAAUAUGGUAAGUUGCCAAAAAAGUUGUCAUUGCUGUAUGGCAACGAGAACACAACAUUUAGCAUCUCAUGAAAAUGAAAUCGUCGAAUUUUA